GGCUGAGGGAGGAUGGGGUGGCAGGGGCCCCGGAGCAGCUGCGUGCCCCGCCCCGCGGGCUCCUCCCCGCCGCAGCGGCCCCCCGGCUGCUGCCCGAUGCGCUGCGCCGGGAGCCGGGAGCCGGGCCGAGUCGCCGCCGCCGCCGCUGCAGGGCCGCCUGGUCCGUGAGGCCGCGGCUGCAUGGAGCCUCUGGAGGGCGCCCGCCCGGGAGAAAUAGUUAAGGAGAUUGAGGUGCCUCUGGCUGCCCUGGAUGCCCCGGCCCUUGGGACAGGGGACAGCGGCCACUUGCCUGUGGCUGAGCAGGAGGAGGUGGGAGUCCCAAUACCAGCACCAGGGCUCCUGCAGGUCACAGAACGGAGGCAGCCACUCAGCAGUGUGUCCUCCCUCGAGGUGCACUUUGACCUCCUGGACCUCACCGAGCUGACCGACAUGUCCGACCAGGAACUGGCCGAGGUCUUUGCUGACUCCGAUGAUGAGAACCUGACGGGUGAAUCACCAGCAGGCCUGCACCCACUGCCCCGGGCCGGCUGUCUGCGGUCCCCAUCCUGGACUCGGGCCAGGGCAGAGCAGAACCGCGAGAAGCAGCACCUCGGCGACCCUGAGCGGCAGCCAGCGAUUGUGGACACGUUUCUCACUGUGGAGAGGCCCAAGGAGAACUAGGCCAGGCAGCCCCGGGACCCAGGCAGAGGAAAUGUGAUGUUGCGGCUCCGUGGACACUCUGCCCACCCCACAUGGCUCCAGGUCAGGGUCUCAAGGCACCCAGCACAAGCACAGCCCAGUGGCCUGAUGUCCAAUUCCUUCCUGGUCCCUGGAUCAGGGCUGACAAUGCCCGGGGAUGAGACAGGAGUGGACUGGGCCUUCUGGAACCUUCUGUCCACAGGACUGGUGCUCUCAUCUGUCACAAGGUUCCCGAGUGGAUGCUGGGUGACGGGGGCAUCUGAGCAGAUGACUGCCGCUCUGCAAAGGCCCUGGGGUCUAGCCAAAUACGUGGGUGGAAGAGUCAAUCCUGAACAUUUCCACCUUUAUUUCAAUCCUGUCCCCUUCCAGCCACCCAGGGAGCAAUGCCAGCAAUGGGGUUCCUCCCAGGCCCUAAGACCCUGCUCGUCCUGGUCCCUGCAAGACAGCGGGCCCACCCUCCUUAGCUCAGCACACCAAAUACGGCACGAUGCCUCAGACUGCUUGGGGGUGGGCCACAUUCUUCCAGUCCCUUGCCCAUGCGGCCCCAUACCCUGUCGAUGCACAUCCUGGCCCAAGGGGUUGGAGGUGUGGGAGAACGUGGGCACAGCCCCUGGCCCCCAAAUCAGGCCACCAGGCUCAGCUGCUCCCAACACUGCUUUUUAUGUGCUAAAGGACAGGACAGGCUUCCGGUCUGAUUGCAAGUCCAAGAUUGGUUUGAAAAUAAAUGUGUGAGCUUGCUUUUUGUUCCCACGGAAACCUGCCCUGAUCUGUUCCCCACUGACACCCCACUGAAAUGUGCUCCUCCAUAGGAGCCCUGGGCAAUGGGCCCACUGUGCUUGGCUGGAGGAAGGUCCCCCAGGCAAAUUGGCCUGAGAAAUGCAGGUGGUUGCCUUCCACGUAGGGGCAGGAGACUCCCUCUCCUGCCACGUGAUCAACAACAGCACGGGGACAUUGACUGACCAGGCACAGUCAAGAAUGCCCCUUAAAACCCAAUCCUGUAAGGGUGGCCUGCCUGCACCACCACCCCGGGUCUCCCCCCACACACAUCCAUCCUUCCUGCUGCUGCGGAGCUAAUUACAGUAGUGGCAUUAAAACAUCACCCGUCCUAAGCCCUAAGGCCCAA
This is a messenger RNA of Myotis myotis, 1801 nucleotides long. RefSeq names its product dysbindin domain containing 1 (gene DBNDD1). The record is from RefSeq and is a predicted model, not a curated record. The transcript has 4 exons. Gene Ontology annotation, cellular component: cytoplasm. NCBI's taxonomy places the organism in Eukaryota, Metazoa, Chordata, Mammalia, Chiroptera, Vespertilionidae. Gene Ontology annotation, biological process: negative regulation of protein kinase activity. Bases 181 to 660 code for a protein of 159 amino acids.